CAUGGAGCUUGAUAGGAUCAACACUUUCCACAAUUGAGGAAUCCCCAAGCACUGAGUCACCGCACGGAACUUUAAGUGUGAACCCGAAACGUCUGCGAUAGUCGACAUUGGUCUCCUCCACUUUACACCUCCCACACAAGCGCGAACUACUACAGGUGUACCAAUGGAUCCACCACCCGAAAAACACUACGUCUCAGCAGACAACGCCAGGACAUUCGUCUACUCCGUCUUGACAGGCAACGGCGUCUCCCCCGAAAAUGCCACCAUCGUCGCCGACUGCCUGGUCCGCGCCGACCUACGCGGAGUGGACACCCACGGCAUCAACCGCAUCCCAUCCUACAUGGAACGCAUCCGCCAAGGAGUGCUAGACGCCAAAGCCAACCCCGUGCUGAACCAGAUCACGCCCGUCGUGGCCCAGGUAGACGGACAGAACGGGUUCGGGUUCGUCGCCGCUCAUCUCGGGAUGAAGCGGGCGAUUGAGAUGGCGCGCGAGUUCGGAAUCGGGUUCGUCUCCGUCAAGCAUUCGAAUCAUUUCGGGAUGUCCGCGUGGGUGGUGCAGCAGGCGCUUGACGCGGGGAUGAUGAGUCUGGUUUUCACGAACUCGUCGCCUGCGUUGCCUGUUUGGGGUGGGAGGGAGAAGUUGAUGGGGGUGUCGCCGUUGGCGUGCGGUGCGCCGGCGGGCAAGGAGAAGCCGUUUAUUCUGGAUAUGGCGCCCUCCAUUGCGGCGCGGGGCAAGAUCUACAAGGCUGCAAGGCGGGGGGAGAAGAUUCCCAGCGAUUGGGCUUUGGAUGGUGAGGGGCGGCCUACGGAUGACCCGCACAAGGCGCUUGAAGGUGUGAUGUUGCCUAUGGGAGGGCCGAAGGGGUCGGCGCUCGCGGUCAUGAUGGAUGUAUUCUCUGGAGUCCUGUCUGGCUCUGCAUUUGCGGGCCAUGUCACUAACCCUUAUGAUCCUUCGAAGCCGGCUGAUGUAGGGCAUUUCCUCGUCGCUAUCAAGCCGGAUCUCUUCAUGGGCCUGGAGGAGUUUAAGGAGCGCAUGGAUUACCUUUAUCAGAGGGUGGUGGGCUCUGAGAAAAUGGCUGGAGUAGAUCGCAUCUACUUUCCUGGGGAGAUCGAGCAGAUCACGCACGAGGAGAGAUUGAAGACGGGCAUUCCGUAUGUCCAAGCAGAAAUCGAUACCUUGAACAGGGAGGCAGAGAAGGUUGGCGCAGAAAGGAUUGUUACUGAUCGGAAAUGAUUUAUUUAAUGUAUUCCGCUACUACGAAGCUUCUUGUACAUAGAAAGGAAAGUUCUCAAUAUUGUUUUUCAAGCCCGCCAUGUAUUUACAUUAGAUACCGGCGAUAUAUCAGUUCGACAGAUGCAG
Aspergillus novofumigatus IBT 16806 is the source of this 1360-nucleotide messenger RNA. Its product is annotated as Ldh family oxidoreductase. The transcript has a single exon. The record is from RefSeq and is a predicted model, not a curated record. Bases 164 to 1234 code for a protein of 356 amino acids. NCBI's taxonomy places the organism in Eukaryota, Fungi, Ascomycota, Eurotiomycetes, Eurotiales, Aspergillaceae. Gene Ontology annotation, molecular function: oxidoreductase activity.